UUUUCCUUACUGUUAUGGAAGUGAGAAUGAUCUAUUAUUGAAGCAGAGAAACACCAUGGAACCUCUGGAUGAGCACCUGGGGAUCCCUUCACCAUCAGACUUCAACUCGUCCCUCCUCUACUCCAACGCGUCACAACAGAACCAGUCCACGCGGAGCGUGCCCUUCCACGGCAGCAGCACCCCCCUCACGGCUGUCAUCUACCUGGUGGUCUUCGUGGUGGGUCUGGCGGGGAACACUCUGGCCAUCUAUGUGGUCGUCCGCUACGCCAAGAUGAAGUGCGUCACCAAUAUCUACAUCCUGAACUUGGCGGUGGCCGACGAGCUCUACAUCCUGGGACUCCCCUUCCUCACCACCCAGAACGUCCUCUCCUACUGGCCCUUCGGCUCCUUCCUGUGCCGCGUGGUCAUGACCGCGGACUCCAUGAAUCAGUUCACAUCCAUCUUCUGUCUGACGGUGAUGUCCAUCGACCGCUACCUGGCAGUCGUGCACCCGAUCCGCAGCACCCGGUGGAGACACCCGCGGGUGGCCCGGAUGGUCAGCGUGCUGAUGUGGGCGCUGUCCUUCGUGGUGGUCCUGCCCGUCUUCAUCUUCUCUGACAUCCAGGAAACAUUUAACUCCUGCAAUAUGAUCUGGCCGGAGCCCAGAGACGUUUGGUCCACGGUUUUCAUUCUCUACACGGCCAUCGUGGGCUUCUUCGGACCUCUGCUGAUCAUCUGCCUCUGCUACCUGCUCAUCGUCAUCAAGGUGAAAUCCUCCGGAGUGCGGGUGGGCUUCACCAAACAACGACGUUCAGAGCGCAAAGUGAACCGGAUGGUGGUGGUGAUCGUGCUGGUGUUCGUGCUCUGCUGGCUUCCAUUCUUCAUCAUCAACAUCGUCAACCUGGUUGUCAUCAUUCCUGAGUCCAACGUCACUGCAGGGAUCUACUUCUUUGUUGUCAUCCUGUCGUACGCCAACUCCUGUGCCAACCCUCUGCUGUACUGCUUCCUGUCUGACAACUUGAAGCAGAGCUUCCUAAAAGUUCUGGGUGUCAGCAGGUGCAAAACCAACGGUGACAACACUCAAGACCCCAGAGCUCCACCGACAAGCUGUCCUGCGUAUCCUCGGAGUGCAGGAAUACAGCUCUCCACCCUGAAUCGCACCAGUAAUGAUCCCAUGAGCAGCAAGAUUUCUCCGCAGCCCACCGACUCACCAACAUCUCACACCGCUGGCCACCUGCGCUGCUGCAUGUCUCAAUGUCAACACACCCCUUCUGUCCCUGCACCGUCAACAACUGUGUCGAUGUCAACGGCCGCUCACAGUUUGAGUGUGGCUGAACCUGCCCUGGCGAACACGUGCGCCGGCACCUCCAACGUUCAGUGA
Molecule: messenger RNA, 1360 nt
Organism: Synchiropus splendidus (mandarinfish)
Lineage: Eukaryota; Metazoa; Chordata; Actinopteri; Syngnathiformes; Callionymidae
Product: somatostatin-like receptor F_48D10.1
Exons: 5
Coding region: 56-1360 (434 amino acids)
Biological process (GO): neuropeptide signaling pathway; cellular response to glucocorticoid stimulus; regulation of insulin secretion
Cellular component (GO): membrane; neuron projection
Molecular function (GO): somatostatin receptor activity; neuropeptide binding
Source: RefSeq, a predicted model, not a curated record